GAAUAACGAUACAACUCAUCAAAAAAAAGAAAAAGGAAAAUAAAUAAAAUAACAGAGAGAAAUCGAAGAUGAAUGCCAUGAAGUUUGUUGUCCUUUUGAUCUUUGUUGGAGUUGUGUGUGCCAAUGUUGGCGCAAGGAAGGUCGAAGAAGUGUCCAAAGAGACGAAGUUAGGCAUCUCUAUUCCCAACACUGUCACUACCAACGGCAUUGGAGCUGAGCUUGGCAGAGUUUAUGCUGUAACUGGUGCCGAUAAUUAUGAAAAUGCCAAUGCUCGUGCUGCUGCAGGUCCCGACGGUCCCAGCACAGAGACAUCUUCAACUGUCUAUAAAAGUACUAAUGGAUAUGUCGAUGCAGAAGGUCCCAACGCCAGUACUAAUACUUACAGUACCGCUUACGGUGCCACCGUGGCUAAUGCUGCAGCGGGUCCCAACGGUGCUGGGAGCAAUGGAGAGGCUUCCGGAAAUGCAUACAGCAGUGCUUCUGGCUCCACCACCAACUCCACCACCGAAACUUGAGCGAUUGGUGAUCAUGCUCAAGUCUCCGCGUAUAUUAAAAAUACUAUACAAACCCAACACAAUCUCUUUUGUAUUCAUAAAUAAAACUAGAGAUUGUCACUUUUAUUAAUUAUGACAUAAUGUACAUGCUCUCUACGUGUAAUGUCUAUUGUAUAUGACAUAAAUACAGUAAUUACGAACUA
This is a messenger RNA of Brassica napus (rape), 697 nucleotides long. Its product is annotated as UPF0540 protein At1g62060. Bases 69 to 515 code for a protein of 148 amino acids. Lineage: Eukaryota; Viridiplantae; Streptophyta; Magnoliopsida; Brassicales; Brassicaceae. The transcript has a single exon. The record is from RefSeq and is a predicted model, not a curated record.